AUGCCUGAUAGGAAAUCCGUUCAGCCUGCUAAGAAGAGAAAGGGAGGUGGCCAAUGGCAGAAACACCAACAAGGCAAUAAGUCGGGCAUUGAGGGAGGCGACUGGGGAGUCUUCGUGUCGUGCGAUCUGGGAAAGGAAGGGAAAUGUAUGGCAGAGGUAGUGGAUGUUUUCUCGCAGAGUGUGGAAUCAUCCAGCAGUGACAGUCAUGGAGGCAAGCUCGACUCGGAUGAGGAGGAUGACGAUGAUGACAUCGAGGCCCAAAUCAGAAGAGAGGUCGAAGGCCUGAAGCCCAGCGCGAGCAAGUCCCGCCCGUUUCAUGCCAUCAGAAUGGAUUUGCCAUGUCUGUUGUUUGUGCGAUUUGACAAAUCCAUCAAUCCAGAGGAAAUGGUACAUCAGCUUUGCUUAGACGCAGCUGCUAAUCCUGAAAAGAAACGAUCCCGAUGGAUCCAACGCAUGACACCUGCAAUUUCCGUUCGCAAAACUCUCAGUGUCGACCUGGAGUCUUUUGCACGGGAAAUACUCAAACCGCAUUUCCAUUCCGGGGGACCUCCCAAAAAGUACGCAAUUCGACCUGUGGUGAGAAGCAACAAGAAGUUCAACCGCGACAUUGUCAUCAAGACCGUUGCAGAUGUCGUGGGGCCCGAACAUCCCGUUGAUCUCAAGAACUAUGACUUGAUCAUUCUCGUCACCGUUAUCCAGAAUGUCAUUGGCAUGAGUGUUGCCGGAAGUGACUAUGAUCGGUUAAAGAAGUAUAACCUGGCCGAGUUAUACAGUCCAGCACCUACGUCAGAGGCCGCCGAAUCUACUAAGGACUAA
This is a messenger RNA of Aspergillus niger, 816 nucleotides long. RefSeq lists its product as uncharacterized. The record is from RefSeq and is a predicted model, not a curated record. Lineage: Eukaryota; Fungi; Ascomycota; Eurotiomycetes; Eurotiales; Aspergillaceae. The transcript is spliced from 6 exons. Gene Ontology annotation, molecular function: RNA binding. Gene Ontology annotation, biological process: tRNA modification. The coding region runs from base 1 to 816 and encodes 271 amino acids.